AUGUCCAACCAAGACUACUAUGGCAACUCUGGCGGCGCCCCCUACGGCGGCCAGCAGCCCAACUACAACCAGCAGGGCGGCUACCCCCAGCAAGCCCAGUACUCCUCCGGUUCGCAGUACAACAACAACGGCGGCGGCUACAACCAAGACUACAACAACAACAACAACUCCGCCCCGCCCGGCCCCUACGGCCAGUCACAGCCUAGCUACGCCCAGGGUCAACAGUCCCACGACAACCGCGGCCACUCCCCCGCUCCCGGCUACAACACCGGCGCCCCCUACGGCGGCUCCCAGCCCCAGUACGACAACAACAACAAUUACAACCAGAACAACUACAACCAGCAGGGUGGUGGCUACGGCGGCCCCAACAACGGCCAGUACGGCGGCGGCCCUGGCGGUCCCGGCGGACCCGAGGACGGACCCAACGGCGAGAAGGGCCUCGGCGCCACGCUCGUCGGCGGCGGCGGUGCCGCGUUCGCCGCGCACAAGGCCGGAGCCGGCUUCCUGGGCUCCACGGGCGCUGCGAUUGCGGGCGCCAUCGGUGCCAACAUCCUGGAGCACAAGUUCAAGAAGCAUCAAGGCCGCCGUGAUUAG
Cordyceps fumosorosea ARSEF 2679 is the source of this 594-nucleotide messenger RNA. RefSeq lists its product as hypothetical. Bases 1 to 594 code for a protein of 197 amino acids. The record is from RefSeq and is a predicted model, not a curated record. NCBI's taxonomy places the organism in Eukaryota, Fungi, Ascomycota, Sordariomycetes, Hypocreales, Cordycipitaceae. The transcript has a single exon.